AUGGAAUUAUCAGGGAAUGCACCGGUGACCAUUGGCCUUGACCUCAUGCCUAAGCUUGGAAUUGGUAUCACAGGUCUUGCCGUAGCGUGGGAAAAGCAACCACCCAACACCAGUGAAAAGAUAAAUGACGUACCCCUACCAAACGAGUCCCCAGCAGGCUCUUCCUCACAACGUAACGCUUUCUUUGACAUUGUUCAGCCAACAGUCGAUCGCAAUGCUUUGAUUCCACCACGUUCAUUCUGCACCGUACCUGAAUCGGUUAUACACCUUGACACGGAAGAGGGCGUAGUCUCGCAUCGAAGACAAUACACGCUACCCAUCGUAUACCAAGACACGAUCAAAGAACAGGUACAACAGUGGUUAAGCGAUGGUAUUGUUGAAGAAGCACCACCUCACACUAUGUGGAAUAGUCCUCUCACACCCACGGCAUAUCAACAAACUACUUGUCAGCCCGGAUCGUCAUCCACUUCCUCUCAUCAAAGACAUCUUCCGACAGCUUAA
Lichtheimia ornata is the source of this 501-nucleotide messenger RNA. RefSeq lists its product as uncharacterized. Bases 1 to 501 code for a protein of 166 amino acids. NCBI's taxonomy places the organism in Eukaryota, Fungi, Mucoromycota, Mucoromycetes, Mucorales, Lichtheimiaceae. The transcript has 2 exons. The record is from RefSeq and is a predicted model, not a curated record.